This is a messenger RNA of Aedes aegypti (yellow fever mosquito), 2171 nucleotides long. RefSeq lists its product as uncharacterized. The transcript is spliced from 3 exons. Bases 913 to 1803 code for a protein of 296 amino acids. The record is from RefSeq and is a predicted model, not a curated record. NCBI's taxonomy places the organism in Eukaryota, Metazoa, Arthropoda, Insecta, Diptera, Culicidae.
AUAACAUAAAUUUCUCGUGGCUACAUUAUUUUUAUGAUUAUUGAAUAUUAUUGUCAAUUGAAUAAAAAUUAACAAGCAUUAAAUUAUCAUUCUGCGAUUCGAAAAUCAUAAUCUAGAAAAAAAAGUGUCACCCUAAUGCUUACAUAACAUAUGCAGCUAUACACGCAAAGUAAUUUUAACGUUUUUUAACGUCCAACUUCUGAUGACUCAAAACAUAGUGAAACUCAUACGAAACGAUACAAUUUAUAACAAACGAAACAAAAGUUGAAUCAUUGUCACGUGGAAUUUAUAAUUGAACCUUCAAAAACAUUAAACGCGCUAAAAAGUAUAGAACAAAAAACUAAUAGCUUCUAUCUGAAAACAUCAUCGGUUUUUCUUUGCGUGUUUCUGUAUAACUGCCAAACGUCAUUUUCAUUCGCUUUCGUCGGCGCUGGAAAAAAAACUUCGCGUGUUAUUUCGUUGUUGUUUUACGUGAAAACUUACUUUUUUGUUGAUUUUAUUAACUGCAAUGCCCCGUAAAAGGCUGAAUGUGGCUAAAAAACGCGUCCUGAAAGCGGCGACGGAUAAAAACAUCAGUUUUAUUGUGCAAUCUCUUCCUGAGCUGAAGCCGGUAAGUAAGUCGAUAAACACAAAAGCCUCUUUGCCUUUUUGCGAAAUGCCUGCCGUUUUCAAGACAUUUCUCCUCAUUAAUUCGAUGAACUGCUUCGAAAAACAUCAAUAUAUUGUUAUAAGUUAAUUUAUAUGUUGAGCGGGGAGAAUUCUUGAAAAAUACGGAUGGUACCGAAUACUUCACCAUGGUAUUAUAACCUCAUUCUCAAUACAUAACUUACAUUUUAAUUACAGGAAGCAGAAUCGUCCAAAAAUGAUAGUCAACGAAAUGGGAAACAGACGGAAACUGAGAAAACGAUCGAUAUGAAAACGGAACCACCUAUGGCGAACAUGGUUUUGAUCCCGUCAUACAAUUUCGAUCAUUGUUCCGACAUCGAGGACGCUGAAAUGCGUGAUCUGUCAAUGCAGGUUACUCGUACAUACAGUCGAAAAAAAUCGAUUGAAGAGUUGCUUGAGGAGUGGGAGACAGCUCCCGGAACUGUUCCAGCUGCAUCUGUUGCCGAAACUUUUCCGGUUGCAUCCGUCGGUGGAGUUAUGGACACCUCUAUUCGGAUUGUUCACAUGGAGCCACUUCAUUCCCAGAACAACGGAAGUUGUGGAUCAUCAGCCGAUGUUAUUAUUAUGGAUCCCCGAGCAGGGUGCUCGUGUGGAAAUAAGAACGACGAGGUUGAAAAAUACAAAGCCCUGGCUCAGACUCUCCAGAAAGAGAAGGAUGCGUUGAUGUUGAAGAACGCUGAAUUGGAAGCACGCAAUGCAAAUCUGCAGGACUCUUUAACGUCGAAGCUGCUGCCCACUCCAGAGGUGCCAUUCCAGGAAGAGGAAGGAUUCCUCGAUUCAGCAACUAUGCUCCAGUUGUCAAACGAGGCUGGAUCUAAAGACUACCUAUUCGUCAAGUUCCUAAUGAUGCGGCUCUUUCCGGAGGGACUCGUGGGUCGAACGGUUACGGGCCGUACAUCAAACAAUCCACCCGGUCGCCCAAAGAAGAAGAACGAUGGCUUUCAUCAGGACGAAAAUGUCCCAAGGCCAGCGAGAGACACGGCUAAAGUUCCUCUGGACCCAGUUAAAGUGAAAUGGAUCAAAAGACGCCUGUAUGAACGCCGCAAGUUCCUUCGCGAUGAUAAUGUGGCCAUUCAAUUGAAGUACAAGUCAGCCACACGUUUGAUGACUCGCAUAAUCGCGAAUGCUUCGCGCUAGCUGAAUUGAUUUUUAAUACGUUUUGUUGCAAUCAAGUAGGAUUUCCUUGAUGUUUUGUUCCUUUUUUCAAUUUACGCAUUUUUAACGUGUACCGUUAAUUCGUUGCAUCUUUUAAAUAAGCAUAACUAGAGAUUCAAUUUAUUUCAUAUGAAUGAUAUAAAUCGAAUAUUUUUUACAUUAAAUUUGUAUGAAAAUAUCGCAAAUAAAUAAACGUUGAAUCACAUUUCAAUUUACUUUUCAUUUACCAUAAAUUAUUAUGAAAAUAUAUAUAGAAACGAUUUAGUAAUAGCAUAAUAACUCAAUGUGUUAUCAAUUGACGUAAAAUUUUAGAUAUUUUUGUUCGAUAAUAGUAACAAAUUGAUUACAAA